Molecule: messenger RNA, 216 nt
Organism: Protopolystoma xenopodis
Lineage: Eukaryota; Metazoa; Platyhelminthes; Monogenea; Polystomatidea; Polystomatidae
Source: the annotation of a GenBank genome assembly
CUCCAUGGAGCUGAAUUGAUUUCUUCUUCUUCAUACGCCGCUGGGCUUACGCUUCGUUUCCCUCGAGUAAGUUCUAUCCGCACUGACAAGGCUUGGCAGGAUUGCUUGACACUGCAGGAACUGCUCAAUCUUAACAAACAUACUAAGCGAAGAGUUGGUGUGGUUCUUCGUGAUCACGAAUUUAUUUUGCCCAGUGAUUUGUUAAUGGAAUUCUGA